Folsomia candida is the source of this 2537-nucleotide messenger RNA. RefSeq names its product zinc finger protein 596-like. Lineage: Eukaryota; Metazoa; Arthropoda; Collembola; Entomobryomorpha; Isotomidae. Bases 102 to 911 code for a protein of 269 amino acids. The record is from RefSeq and is a predicted model, not a curated record. Gene Ontology annotation, cellular component: nucleus. Gene Ontology annotation, molecular function: DNA-binding transcription activator activity, RNA polymerase II-specific; RNA polymerase II cis-regulatory region sequence-specific DNA binding. The transcript is spliced from 4 exons. Gene Ontology annotation, biological process: regulation of transcription by RNA polymerase II.
GGGACACGACGAGGGACAUAAAUCCGACACGACUAAAAUUUUUGCUUAGACUAAAGAAGUUUUAACGACAGAAAUCUUAACACAACAUAUUCGCUGUCCAGAUGGAUAAGAAAUUGGAAUGUUCCAAGUGCUCAAAAACCUCUAAAAACAAGCAGGCCUUAAAGAAACACAUCAUCAUGCACGAUAAAGAUGCUCAAGUGAAAUGCGAACUUUACAGGAAAGUUUCAAAAAACUCGGUUGCCUUGGUGGCCCACAUGCCGAGAUGUCACACCAACCUAAAACGUCCCCGAAUGUGUGAGACUUGUACCCGGGUGUUUAUCAGCUCUUACAAUAUUAAAACCGUCCACAACCCGACGAGGGUCCGCUGGCCAUGCAGUUUUCCCGGUUGCGAUAAAACUUAUCAGAACAAAACAGGUUUAAAUAAACACUUGAGAAUGGACCAUGUCGAAAAUCCGACCAAAUUUCCGUGUACCUUAUGCCGAAAAGAAUUUAAGGUCAAGACCAACCUUGAGCGUCACAUAGCCACCCACACGACUGAGAAGACGCAUAAUUGUUCCAUUUGUGCAAGAAGUUUCGCAGGACUGCACGACCUGAAACGGCACGAGAUGACCCAUUUGGAAAAAUGUGCACGAGAGAUUUUCAAGUGCAACCUUUGUCAAAUGAAGUUCUUGAGUAUUAUCUACUUGCGCAGGCAUAUCCGGGUUGUUCAUGAAAAUCGGAAAAAUCGGAGAAAUUGUCCUUGCUCAUAUUGUGGCAAACAGUUCUCGCUCUCGGGUAAUUUGAAACGCCACGUCCAGUCGUUGCACCCCGUGACCAGGGAGAAGAUUCAUUCCUGCGAGUCUGUGAAAUUUAUGACCAACUGCUCAAAUCAAAAGCACACUGCGACUACGACUCAAAGAUUUAGACCAUGAUAUCAAACUUGGUUUUGAGUAUCUUUCACUCCCACUUAUUUAAUACGCUUUUCCACGAUCCUUUGUGAGUUGACUUGUGUUACGGAAACUUGCACUGUUGUAAAAAGUAAUAGGCGAGUACAGGAGUCACUCUAAGUGCAAUUUAGACAAGCACAAAAGACGGCACCGUGCCAAGAAAUAUGUUUGUUACUUUCGUAGCAAGCAAUUCGUCGAUUUUAGUAAUUUGGUAAAACAUUGUAGUUUAACUCAUACGCUAGAGCAGAAAUUAUAACUCUCCUCCUCUCGCUCCAAUGCUACAUAGGCUCGCCUCAAAUAUCGUCACAGAUUGACGAAAUGUGAUUAGUGAUGUUUCGUCCGAAGCAAAUAUCAAAUUGCACUAUUUACUACUAAUUGGUAUUACGUUAAUUAUAGAUAAUGUCAGCACAGAUAAUUAUUUUGUGAAAUAGUUAAUUCAUAGUUAAGUAUUUUUGUGUUAUGAAAAAAAUGUGUCUCAAAACUCAAGAUUUUGAUUUUGGCACCACUGACUUUCUUGGUUUGAUUUUGGCUUGUAACAAAACCAACUUUCUUGAAGCAAAUUCAAUUUGGUUUGGCUUCCCGAUUUUUUAAGCCAAUCCGAAGCCAAUUUGAUAUUUGCUUCGGACAAAACCUCCCUAUUUUUGCACUAAAUUCCUCCGCUUUACGUGAUAACUUUGUUAAUAACGCGUCUACUUGUUAUCAUGCACAAUUUGGUAUAGGCGAAAGCUAUACCAAAGAAUGCCUUUAAGAAUACGAUUCGCUUACGUGGCUUGGACCUGAAACACUGCGUGGGCAUAUCUUCUUUCUUCUAACAUGCGAUGGUGUGAACUGUAGCAAUAAAAUUUCUAAUCAUUUCAAAACUAUGUAGUCCACGUCAAUAAAACCAAGCUUUGGUAAAGUAGUUUGUGCGAUGGCUCGAAUUUGUUAAAAUGUGUGAGAUUAAAAUUAAAAAAUGUAUAAUGUGAACCCCACGGGGAAAGUAAUCUCCUCAUCGUUCCAUAAUACGGAAAAAUCGACCAUCUUUCAGCUUUAGCCUCAAAGUUGCUCCAUCUUUAACUUCUAAUUUGCAAAUACUAAUUAUUCGAUAAAAUAAAUAAUUCCGACAACUCCAACUCUGUGGAGGUUUCUGUUACGCAUUUAUCUCGGCUUUUCUUAGGAAACCUAGUGCAUAAAAUAUUCACGUUUCCAAUUUUUUCUACCUUCCAGACUUGAAAUCAUGCGACAUUAAAAGAUAUUUACACAUAAGGAAGGUUCAAAGUUUCUGGCAAACAUAUAAACUUGUACUCGGUUCCAUAUUUAUUGCGAUAAAAAAUAUGGAAACCAGGUUAUUGAUUUACAAAGAAUGCUUUGUGUUCCGAAAUUAAUUAGUCUAAUUUACAAAAACACGCAAUGGGUGUGACACUUUCGUGACACCACCAGCGUCCACUGGGAUGGUUGCGCUCCGCCCUUUUUUCAAUAGAAUCAGGCUAGAGAAGGUAAAAUGCAAAACAAGAUAAAAUAUGUAUGAAUUUUCAAUUUGCAAAUUGUGUCCAAGCUAAACCUUAACUAUGUACCUAUGUAUGCUUAUACAGUUCUGAAUUUGAAAUAAAUAUCAUCCGUAACUACAGAUUG